Trametes versicolor FP-101664 SS1 is the source of this 766-nucleotide messenger RNA. RefSeq lists its product as uncharacterized. The record is from RefSeq and is a predicted model, not a curated record. The transcript is spliced from 6 exons. Lineage: Eukaryota; Fungi; Basidiomycota; Agaricomycetes; Polyporales; Polyporaceae. Bases 1 to 759 code for a protein of 252 amino acids. Gene Ontology annotation, molecular function: protein binding.
AUGUCUACAAGUGGGUCGAUGUCCCAUGAUACGGGCAACGGCGACCCGGAUCUUCAUGCAUCAAGACUGCAGAAGACUGUGCCGCCAGGUGUCUCCCGUAAAAGGGCCAAGAAAACUCUACACGAUCUCCCGAACAUGCCGAUCGACAUUUUGUUCGAGAUAUUCUCCAAGCUCACUCCCCGAGACCUAUUGAGCAUUUCCAGGACGACAAAAUCCUUCAGACAGCUGCUUCUCAGUCGUCAGGCGGCGACAGUAUGGAAGGCUGCCCGCCUUGCUACGCCACCGUUCUUGGAGCGUCCGAGCGACGUCUCUGAACCCUACUGGGCGAACCUCGUGUACGGAAAAAGCUUCUGCCAGGUCUGCGGGUCCAGCGCGAACAAAAAGCGCGUAUUCUUCGAAUUGCGGCGCAGGCUUUGUGCCUCUUGCAUGGAGAGCCACUGCGUCACGCCGCCUAGAAACAUCAAUCAGCCACCCGAGUUUGACGUGACGGCACUGGAACUUCUUCCGUAUGUCAUGUACGUCGUAGGUCUGAGGAAGCGGCGUCAUUUCUGGAGAGAGGACGUCGAACGUGUAACUUUAGAAUUGAAGCGCCUUCGGGAAGACAUCGAGCAGAAGAAGCCUGGCGCAGUAGAGGCUCUCGAAAACUAUAAACAAGCUCAAGCCGCACAAACGCUUGCUAUCAUGGAGCACUCUGCGGAAUGCCGUCGUGUACUUCAACCGGUCAACCCCAAGAUGCGUCUAGCACAGCGGCGCAUCUGACAUACCC